This is a messenger RNA of Eurytemora carolleeae, 1114 nucleotides long. RefSeq names its product G-protein-signaling modulator 2. The coding region runs from base 170 to 1099 and encodes 309 amino acids. The record is from RefSeq and is a predicted model, not a curated record. Gene Ontology annotation, molecular function: protein binding. Lineage: Eukaryota; Metazoa; Arthropoda; Copepoda; Calanoida; Temoridae. The transcript has 11 exons.
UGUUUUUCUUCUCUUGGUUUGCAGAGCAGUGAGAGAUAAUAUACAAUCCGGCCUCCAGUCUCUAUACUUCCCGGUACCUUGAUCAGUUCAUCUUCAUCCUCAUCCUUAUCAGUGAGACUGAUAUUAGAGCAAUAUUGCUUUGUUGGGAGUUAUAUCCAGUAAAAAGAAGAUGAGUGAGGGGGAUAAUGACACGUGCCUGGAGUUGGCCCUCGAGGGAGAGAAGCUCUGUAAAUCCGGUAAAUGCCGUGACGGUGUGGCAUUCUUUGAGGCGGCACUACAGUCCGGUACAGAUGAUUUCCGUACACUCAGCGCCAUCUACAGUCAGCUAGGGAAUGCGUACUUUUACCUGGGAGAUUAUGUACGCGCAAUGCAGUACCAUAAACAUGAUCUCACGCUCGCCAGAACCAUGGGGGACAGAUUGGGCGAAGCUAAAGCAUCUGGGAACCUAGGAAACACGCUCAAAGUUAUCGGAAAAUUCGAGGAAGCAGUUAUUUGUUGCAGACGACACCUGGAGAUCUGCAGGGAACACAAGGAUAGAGUAGGAGAGGGUAGAGCUCUGUAUAAUUUAGGAAAUGUAUAUCAUGCUAAAGGAAAGCAUAUGGGUCGACUGGGACACCAGGAUCCAGGUGAAUUCCCUGAGGAGGUGAAAUCCUUGUUCGAGAAGGCGGUGGAGUACUACGAGGAGAACAUGGUGCUCAUGGUCGAGAUACAGGAUCGUGCUGCCCAAGGUAGAGCGUGUGGUAACCUAGGAAAUGUUCAUUAUCUUCUUGGAGACUUUGCCAGAGCAAUUCAUUAUCAUCAGGAAAGAUUGAAAAUAGCGCGGGAAUUUGAAGAUCGGAGUGCAGAGCGGCGCGCGCAUUCAAAUCUCGGGAACGCGAACAUAUUUCUUGGAGAGUUUGAGAAGGCAGCGGAACAUUAUAAACAAACUUUACUUUUAGCUCAGGAGUUAGGAGAUAGAGCAGUUGAAGCUCAAGCCUGUUAUUCCUUGGGGAACACUUACACCCUGCUCAAGGAAUAUCCUACAGCUAUUGAAUACCAUCUUCGACAUCUUAAGAUUGCUCAAGAACUUUUCGAUAAGGUAAUUUGUAGUAUUUAUUAAAAGGUUAAGAGCUGU